CACCACGGGUCACUCAGUAAGCGUCGCGACGUCCGCGGCGUAGGGUGCAUGUGUAACAAUCGAGGGCUGACGAAGUGCUGAAAUGGGGCCAGAUGGGGGGUGGUGGACAUUUUCGGGUGACAUUGUCAAUAAGAAGAGAACCCGGCGCCGGUCCAGUGUUUUGCAAAAUGGAGACAUCAGCGAGAUUCCGCCAGUUGAAAACCGUCAAGCUGAGCUGUGAGGCGACCUACAGGCUAGACAUCAGUUUCAAGCCACCGCAACUAUUGCAAACACUGACGAUCGGUGGAAAGCAAAUCGAAGCGGUGGAAAGAGCGAGAGAUGGCACAGCGUGCGCUUACAGCGCUUAUCACAAUACCGAAGGGAUCGUCGCCAGCAACAGAGGACACCGUGAGGAACUGCAAAUUGCAAUGAGAGUAUUAGGAUCCGGUUACCUGACGACAUGCUUGCAGAUAAAAUACUACCGAGCUGAUGAUCAGAGCCAUUGCGAGUGGGGCUCACGUCUUCAUUGCAUAGAAUUGGAUUGCUCCAGCGUUGAAGGAAGAUUGGUAACGGUUGACAGGGAGACCUACAGAAAAUUGGGCAUCGAUUCUUAGCAUUCUGGGGAAAAAUGGAUUUCACGCAAUUAUGUAUUGUCCGCUAAAUUAUUACCUUAAACUCGCGAUUUAAUUGCUCAUAUACGAUUGCGGGCUGUGCUCUAUUUAUAAAUUAGUUAGCAAGAAAUAAAUGGGAGAGAGAGGAAUUCCCCUAAGGAUUUGCCAAGUUAACUACUAACUACAAUGAAAAUGUUACUCAAGAUAUGCCGACAAAUUGACCUCGACAUUGAAUAUACUGUACCGUUUACUUCUCACUCAUUAUUUUCAACAUACACAAUCUCAAAAGACUAAUUCUAAGAAGCGAAAUAAUACCGUAACGCAAUAUAUACAUGAGUCGGUG
Messenger RNA from Diprion similis, 933 nucleotides. RefSeq names its product CB1 cannabinoid receptor-interacting protein 1-like. NCBI's taxonomy places the organism in Eukaryota, Metazoa, Arthropoda, Insecta, Hymenoptera, Diprionidae. Gene Ontology annotation, molecular function: type 1 cannabinoid receptor binding. Gene Ontology annotation, cellular component: plasma membrane. The record is from RefSeq and is a predicted model, not a curated record. The transcript is spliced from 3 exons. Bases 93 to 593 code for a protein of 166 amino acids. Gene Ontology annotation, biological process: negative regulation of signaling receptor activity.